This is a messenger RNA of Leptonychotes weddellii (Weddell seal), 2392 nucleotides long. RefSeq names its product outer dynein arm docking complex subunit 4 (gene ODAD4). Lineage: Eukaryota; Metazoa; Chordata; Mammalia; Carnivora; Phocidae. Gene Ontology annotation, molecular function: protein binding. The record is from RefSeq and is a predicted model, not a curated record. Gene Ontology annotation, cellular component: cytoplasm.
GAGGGGAGGGGCCGGAAGCAACUCUACGCUUCCCGGUUGCUAAGAGACGGGGCUUCCACAAGCCAGACCGAGGUUCUCCCGCUUCUUUUCCUCCCUUUUUCUGCUUCAGCGUCACCGAAUCCGGCUACCAUGUCGGACCCAGAAGCUGAGAGCUUGCGAAGCACCUUUCCCUCUUACAUGGCGGAGGGCGAGCGGCUGUAUCUGUGCGGAGAGUUCUCUAAAGCCGCCCAUAGCUUCAGCAACGCUCUUCACCUUCAGAAUGGAGAUAAGAACUGCCUGGUUGCCCGAUCCAAGUGCUUCCUGAAGAUGGGAGAGCUGGAGAAGUCCCUGAAGGAUGCCGAGGCUUCACUCCAGAGUGACCUGACUUUCUGCAAGGGGAUUUUACAAAAGGCUGAGACCCUGUACACCAUGGGAGACUUUGAGUUUGCCCUGGUGUUCUAUCAUCGAGGCUACAAGUUGCGGCCUGACCGAGAAUUCAAAGUUGGAAUUCAGAAAGCUCAGGAGGCUAUCAACAACUCAGUGGGAAGUCCUUCUUCAAUUAAGCUAGAGAACAAAGGGGACCUCUCCUUCUUAAGCAAGCAAGCUGAGAGUAUGAAAGCCCAGCAGAAGCCUCAUCCUGUGAGACAACUCUUACAUCACCCCAAGAGGGAGUCCAAGCGGAAGGGCUCACUCAAGAGUGAGAAGAUUGUCCGCCAGCUCCUGGGCGAGCUCUACGUGGAUAAGGAGUAUCUGGAGAAGCUCCUAUUGGAUGAAGACCUGAUCAAAGGCACCAUUAAGCAUGGCCUGACCGUGGAGGACCUCAUCAUGACAGGCAUCAACUACCUGGACACCCGCAGUAACUUCUGGAGGCAGCAGAAGCCCAUCUAUGCCAGGGAGCGGGACCGGAAGCUGAUGCAAGAGAAAUGGCUACGGGACCGCAAGCGCCGUCCCUCACAGACAGCCCAUUACAUCCUCAAGAGCCUCGAGGACAUCGACAUGUUGCUGAGCAGUGGCAGUGCUGAUGGCAGCCUUCAGAAAGCUGAGAAAGUGCUGAAGAAAGUGCUGGAAUGGAACAAAGAGGAGGUGCCCAACAAGGACGAGCUGGUUGGAAACUUGUACAGCUGCAUAGGGAAUGCCCAGAUUGAGCUGGGGCAGAUGGUCGCAGCCCUGCAGAGCCACAGAAAGGACUUGGAGAUCGCCAAGGAAUAUGACCUUCCUGAUGCUAAGUCAAGAGCCCUUGACAACAUUGGCAGGGUUUUUGCCAGAGUUGGGAAAUUCCAGCAAGCCAUUGACACGUGGGAGGAGAAGAUCCCUCUGGCAAAAACCACCCUGGAGAAGACCUGGCUGUUCCACGAGAUCGGCCGCUGCUACUUGGAGCUGGACCAGGCCUGGCAGGCCCAGCAUUACGGUGAGAAGUCCCAGCAGUGUGCUGAGGAAGAAGGGGACAUCGAGUGGCAGCUGAAUGCCAGCGUUCUGGUGGCUCAGGCACAAGUCAAGCUGAGAGACUUUGAGUUGGCCGUGAGCAACUUUGAGAAGGCCCUAGAGAGAGCGAAGCUGGUCCACAACAACGAGGCGCAGCAGGCCAUCAUCAGCGCCUUGGAUGAUGCCAACAAGGGUAUCAUCGAAGAGCUGAAGAAAACAGACUACAGGGAGACGCUGAGAGAAAAGAGAGAGAGAGAAGAGGCCGCUGAAUUGGAAACCUUGAGAGCGGCGGCGGCAGGGAAGGAGAAGGAAAGCACGAGAAGAGGGAGAGACGAGCCCGAGAAGGUGAUGAAGCACUGGGAGCGAGAGCCAGCUGACAGUGAGAAAGAGACAGAAGAUGAGUUGUCUCAGGAAACUCUGAGGGUCGCAGUGAGUGGACAAGAAGAAAACAGGCAGAGAGAAGUAGGGGAAGCCAGCUCCUUCAGAACAGGGCUGGGAGCCACAGGGCAAGACUCAGGAGAUGUUGCCAAGAGAGUGUCCAGAGACCUGGGCACAGAAAGCAAAGGAGAGGAGGACGGGAAACCGUUAGAAGUGGGCAGAAUGGAAUCAAGAGAAAUUUACAGGAGGCCUUCAGAGCUGGACCAGAAACCCUCAGCAGAAUUAAGCAGAAGGGAAUCAGAAGGACUGGAGAGUCAAGUUUCAGAAGACAACAGAAGAGAGUCAGAAGAAAUAGGGAAAACAGAACUGGGAGAAACAGCAGAAGUGACAAAGGCAGAAAAUGGUGAAAACGUGGAAGAAGGUGAAAAAGAAGAUGAAUGAAGCAGCAGGCAUCAGGACCAGGGGCCUCGGGGAUCUUAUUCAACUGGACUUGAAAUUUCAGGCUGAGAUAUUUCUUUCAUAGGAGAACACGUGGACUGGGCUCCUCCACAGGUCGCCUCUGCCUCUUUCUGUUACUGUUUUCCUUUCAAUAGAUACCUUUCACUCUUACAAA